Molecule: messenger RNA, 1411 nt
Organism: Sarcophilus harrisii (Tasmanian devil)
Lineage: Eukaryota; Metazoa; Chordata; Mammalia; Dasyuromorphia; Dasyuridae
Product: olfactory receptor 1361-like
Exons: 1
Coding region: 467-1411 (314 amino acids)
Biological process (GO): G protein-coupled receptor signaling pathway
Cellular component (GO): membrane
Molecular function (GO): olfactory receptor activity; G protein-coupled receptor activity
Source: RefSeq, a predicted model, not a curated record
UUUCUUGCAGGAUUCCAAAUUGAAAACAAACAAUCUGGAUUAUUUCAUCCCAUGAACAAUCCUUCAACAUGCCUCUUUUCCAACAGUUUCUCCAGCAGUACUCAUGCCUAUUUUCAAAGUUCUCCGCCAGUUUUCAGGAUGUCAGAGUUCAUUUCAUUUAUAUUUCAAUUCCUUUGAUAUAUCCGGAGCAUGUUCCAUAUGAUCAUUAUACUUUAUAAUUCUUCUGAAAACUUUUUCUUCAUAUCUUAUGAUGCAUCACUUGUAGAAUGGUGCUUGUAUAUUACUAUUAAUUUCUUCCUAUUUUAUAUCUCAGAUGAGUAGUGAAAUUUCAUGCUUUCUCACUCUUCUAUUUUUCUUCUAUUUCUGUUUUUGCUGAAUGUUUUCAGCAAAAAAAUUCAAGUCAACUUUGAAUGGGUUAUUGUAAAUUCUUAUUUCAUUCUUUCUAUAUUUGCUUCCAUACAGACUCAUGGAAGGGGGAAAUCAGUCUGCAAUCUCAGGGUUCAUCCUUCUGGGCCUUUCAGACCAGCCAGAACAACAGAGGGUCCUGUUCUUCCUGUUCCUCCUUAUGUACCUGGUCACAGGGCUGGGGAACCUGCUCAUUAUUCUGGCUAUUAGCUCUGAUCCCCACCUCCACACCCCCAUGUAUUUCUUCCUCAGUAACUUGUCCCUGAUUGACAUCUGCUUCACCUCUACCACCAUUCCCAAGAUGCUGAAUAAUCACAUAACCAAAAACAGAAUGAUCCCUUAUGCUUGGUACCUGACACAAGUAUUCUUCAAUAUUUGGUUUGCAGGGAUCGAUAGUAUCCUCCUUGCUGCCAUGGCUUAUGACCGUUAUGUCGCUAUCUGUGCCCCUCUACACUAUAGUACAAUCAUGACUUUGAAGGUCUGUGCUCUUCUAGUACUAGUGUCUUGUUCUUGGGCUUUUAUUAAUUCCUUGACAGUCACCGUCUUGCUGACCCGACUCUCCUUCUAUGGCCACAAUGAAAUUCCACAUUUUUUCUGUGACCUCAGUCCCCUUUUGAAGUUGGCCUGCUCAGACACCUUCAUCAAUGACUUGAUGGUCUACACAAUGGGAGCACCAACAGUAUUUUUCCCCUUCAUUGGAAUACUCAUUUCUUAUGGUUAUAUUUUCAUGGCAGUAAUGAAGAUCUCUGGGAGUGGGAAGCAGAAAGUUUUCUCCACCUGUGGAUCCCACCUCACUGUGGUCUGUCUCUUCUAUGGGACAAUCAUUGGGGUAUACUUCAGCCCCACAUCCACCCACGCAGCCCAACAAGAUACAGCAGCAACCGUGAUGUACACUGUAGUCACCCCCAUGCUGAACCCUUUCAUUUACAGCCUAAGGAACCAGGACAUGAAAAGAGCCUCAAGGAUGCUUAUCCCUAGGAAACCGAGAUUUAUCAUAAGACUAUGA